UCAGUUAUAUCUCGGCAGCGAGAGCCGUUAGGCAUACGGGUAUUUCGAUGCGCGUUGUUCGUUCAAAAUCCUCGUGUAUCUUGAUGUAUUAACACCAGCAAAAACAUACGACAAAGUUUCAAUAACCGUAUCCUGUUGUCGAACGAAUUUGUAAACGAAUUCAUGUGUGAUUUCAUUUCUUGAAGUAAUCUCUUUCGAGAAUGUUUAUAUCGUUUACAGAAAAUCUUGUUGCCUAAGUCGAUUAAAUCAUGACAGUCGUUUCCUUGGAUUCUGAUGUGAUGACAUUUAUCAUGAUAUCGAGUGCAGUCGAUUCAUUUUCGCGGAUAAUCAAGUAUGAAUCUUCUUUUGCAAAAACGAAGAAUUUCAAGGUUAAGUACAGGAUCUGACACGUGAUUGUUUGAUAUGUAGUUAAAUCGUAUGCGGUACGAUUAUAUGUGUCAUUUUACAUCACAUACUGCAGUGAUUUCAAUCGAUCAAAUGAACUGGAUUUGAUGUUUAUUGAAUAUACCACGUGUCGGUAGUAUCGGUGGCGUGCAUGACCGGACGCAAUUACGAUCGAGACAUUAUAAUGAAUUAUGCAACAUCAUGUCAAUUCGAAGAUUAUCAAGUUUGGACGUUUUAUUUUCUCGUGUCAAUGCUUGGUUUGCGUUCAUUCAUUUCUUGUGACAUCCGUUGAAAACGUGAAUUGUGUAUCGAACGCCAUCACGAAAUGAACGAUGUGUUAUGACACGAUAUCGAUAAGUAUCUUAUAAAUGUGUUAAUGUGUUACACGAUCAUGUUCGUUUUAAGCACAAAAUUGUGAAAUCUCGGAAACGUUCGACUGAAAAAAUAUUAUUUCUUUAAAGUGAACGGUGAUUUAUCUAAUCCAUUUCGUGAAUUAUCGAACGGUAUGAAGUUUGAGGUUUGUUGCUUCGAUUCGUACGCGAAGUGUGUUGUUUCCUCUUAUUAACGCAUACGAAUACACGUGCCUUAUUUUUUGUACUCUUUUCAUCGUGCUGUCACGAAAAUCGUGUUCAAAGCAAAUAUCAUAUCAGUUGUUAAAAGAUCAUAAGCUCGAUUUAGGCGGGAAAGUAACGUUACUAGAACGAAUUCGAUAUCGAGUUUUUACUGCGCAACGUGUUCGCGUCGUUAUUUCUCGAGAUAGAGAUGUGGAGAUGGAAAUUUUAAUCAAACGAUCACGGUCAUGUGACUGACGGUUGUGAAUUCGAAUGCUGACUGUGAGUCAAGCUGUGAAAUUUUUACGCGAAAAAGUGACAAAGUGUAAAAAGUGACGGAAGAGUUUCGAAGUUAACCUCACAAGAGAAUCAAAAAUUGGAUAAUCGUCAUGGCUUACGUGCUCUGGCGGGUUUUUAUGAAGAGAUACUCGAAGGUGCGGCUUGGGCUCAGGAAUCUUCCUGUAAUACCGGCAGAGCGACGGGGCCCAGAGAAAGAGGAGACCUGGAGCCUGGCCCCGGACCAAAGCGACUCGCUCUUCGACGACGCGCCCGACGUGAAAGUUAAACCUUCGACCCAAGAUGUGGUGGACAAUCCGCAAUCUCGGAUCCUCGAUCCUGGCGAGGCCCAGCCAACCAACAAUCACCAACAAGAGCUGCACCUGGCGGAAACUGGAACGUUGCCACGAAGCCAGGAGACCAGGAAGAGCAAGACGAAAAAGGUGAAGAGUUACCUGAGGAAGUGCAAGGGUGCUCUGUCGAAAGGUGACGAGGUUCCCUCCGAGAAGAAGCGCCAGGAGCACUGUACCUCGUGGUAUCUGGACGAGUCCCAUCAAGAGGACGUCCAAAAACAGUCUGAAUUCCCGGACAACGAGAGGAUCGCGGAGGCGGAAGAGGCCUUGGAAGCGACCGAUCCUCUGACCGAUUUCUCGAAGGAGGUGGAGUUGGAGGCCAGUGACGAAACUCUGGCGAGGCUAGCCGAAGGUGGCGAGGUGAGGAGAAGCCGGACGUCGUUGUACGAGGAUGCCAGGGAUUCCAUGAACGACAGGGAGUCCGAGGGGAGCCGCUGCAAGCGCGACGACGCGACCUCUCUCGAGACCCUGACCACGGAGGAGAUCACGAAUUUGAACAAGUGUGACUCGAACGACACCCUGAUAGCUGCUGAAGUGGCCGUGGCCAGCGGCCCGCCCCUCGUCGAGGAGGGAAAGGAGGAAGAGGAGACGCUGGACGGCGAGACGCUGCGCGCCUUGUCUCUGUUCGGGGGCCGCGGAGACGUCGCGUCGUUGGUCCGGAACUUGCUCGGCCCGAUUUACGGCGAUGGCGUUAUCAAUCUGUUGAUAAGGCAGGCCCGGGACAUCCUGGUGUGCGCUUAUCACGGCAACUUGGAGAACUUCCUCAAAACUUAUCUGUCACCGGCCGCAACCCUUUUGGCGGAAGUGAAGUCGGCGGCCGCCUCUGAAAUGGGGAACGAGUCGGUGGUACCGGAAGGCUGGCCCCUGACGUUGGGCAGACGUGGCCUCGUCCUGCAGCUAGGAGAGCUCGAGGCCUCCGCGCUACGUCUCGGGGAAUGUUACCUUUGCAUACGCAGCGCAGCUGCAGUUGCAACCACCUCAGGGAGCGGCGAAGUUGCCGCUGGUGACGAGCGGAAUACCGUCGAGAUCGCAGUAGUUUGGCGAACGACGUCGAUGAGGGCCCCGGGUUUCCUCGGCUGGGACCGCGAGGAGGAGUUCAUGGACUGGCGGGAGGUGUCUCGAAAGGGGCAGGGGAGCAGCGACGCGGCGAGCGGGAGCCUGGUGGCCGGGCCUCAAUCGUCGAGCGGCGCGAAGAGCAUGCGGCCCAGGCGGCGUUCGCGCGAGGAGGCGCGCUCGAGGACGCGCGAGCAGGGCUGCGUGUUGGAGCAUCGCCGCGAGGAGGCCCGCUCGAUCGAUCGCCUCGAGUGCGAGGGGCGGGAGGCGAAGAGCGAGAUGAUGGACGGGGGCCACGCGGUCAUGAAGUCGAGAUCGACGUCGAGCGUGGGCACGUGGAAGGCGGAGCUGGAGAUGGGUGAAUCGAGGACCACCAGCAACAACCACUCUUCUAGUCUUUCCGGCGACGAGAGUCGCGCCAAAGUGAAGAGGUGCGCCAAGGUCGUCUCCUCGAUGACCAUGGAGAAGUGGAAGGAGACGGCCAGGUGCGAGACCAGGAGCAAAGCCCUCGCUCUCGAUGAUCUGAAGACACCGUCGAGGCUGGACGAGGCUGUUCUCGAGAAGAAGCAGGGCGGCGGAGCGGUUGGGGAAGCGGCCGAGAGUAGGUUGCACAGCUUGAGGAGCGUGGACGAGGUGGGGGAUGACGAGCUGCCCGCGUUCAUUGGCAAUCUUCUGGUCUCCGUCGAGAGGAAAAUCGAAAGGGUUUCCUUGGACGAUUUGACGUUCCCCUGCCCAGCGUGCAGGAAUAUCGACACCGACGAUCCGCUGCUGGGUUGUAGGUGCGCCGGUGAUGAUUGCGGCUGCGGCCAGGAUACCUGCGAUUGCUCGCCCAAGACGAGGAAGGAACAAUCGGCGAGGAGCUUCGAGAUCGCGGGUAUCAAGCACAUCGACAGCGACGACGAGGAGGAGGUGCGGAUGGGAUUCGGAACGAAAAAGAGAGUGGACGAUGUGGUAGCGCCCAGGACCAUUCACGACAUACCGGAACACGUUCUCACGUGUGGCCUCACGCUUCCUGGCUGCACGGACAUCCAUGGCAGACCCGUUCUCGAAUUCGAGGACGAGCCGUCCAGAAGGGAGGCCGCCCUCUCUGUCAAGGAAGUGUCAUCGUUUCUGCUCUACCUCGCCCGUUUACCCAGCUCCGACGUUACCAAGAAUGGAUUCACCCUUCUGGUUCGAGGACACGAAUGCUUGGAAUUUCUCGACAGGGUUCUGAAACUCGUCCAGGGACGAGCGAACAUUUCUCAAGCAAUAGUUGUGCAGAGUUGUGUGCUCGCCGAGAGCUCGAUCAAUUCGGAGCUACCUUUGAGCUGCGUCAAGACGACUAUCGUUGAUGAGGCCGCUUUGAGAGAACAUAUUCCCAGGCUGGAGCGGAGCCACGACCAGACGCAAUGGAUUGCGUUUUAUAAGGACUACGAUGGAUUGAUGACGGAAUGGCAAUCGGCUGGUCGCAGGCUCGCCCUCGAAAUGUCAGAACUGAAGGAGUGCACCACCCUGUCCGGCACGUUGACGCCUCUCGGUCGGCUCCUGACGGAUCCCUCAUUGAGAAGAACGUCUCGAGAUGCCGAGGAAGCGAUCGCUUCGCUAGAGGAACGCGCGGCGCCCCUCAUUCAUCUCGAUUACAUUAGAUUGUCGGUGAAACGGGCACGGAGGUUGGUGGAGGAGGUCGGGAACGCAGCCACCAGGCUCGAAUCAUCGUUCGAGUCCCGCCGCGCCACUAUAAGGAAUCUUGCGGUUCUCAGGAGCAUCGAGGACCAGGCGCACGAGGUGUUAUCUUGGUUUUGCAAAAAAGGCGAGGACGUGCUCACGAAACACGGGCAACACGCGGCGACCAACUUGACAGCGGCGCGACUUCACGAGAGGGAAUUCGAGAAAUUCUAUUUCACGUCGAUGAGACAUCUUGACAAAGGAAGCGACCUUGCCGAGGCGGCGAGUGCGAGCGGACUUCGCGAACUCGCAAGAUCCUUGAAGCAUCACCUUCGAGGAUUCGGUUCCCGGCUGGAGGACAGGCGCGAGUACCUCGAAGACACGUCGAGAUGUUGCCUGCUUCAAGACCGGGCGUACGAGUGGGCCCAGGAGGCACGCCUUGCCGGCGAACGAGGGGCCCAGCAGUUCCUCAUGGCCAGGCCACCCUUGCCGCCCGAGCAUUUCACCGAAAUGAUGGCACUCGCCGAGAAGCUCGGUAACGAAAUCCUUCUGGAACAAUGCCGCAUCGCCAGGAACAAGUGUGCGGAAGCGCUCGAGAUGGCGAGGACCACCUCCGCACCUGGCAGUCCCGCCAGAAGAAGAUCCUCCUCGGAGUCUGCCACCUCCUGGGAAGACAGUUUGACCAAGAGAACUUCGUGGGAUGACAGCGACAGUAAUGCAUCGUACGCUUGUCCCAUGGAGAGCGUAGGAUCGACAGGAAGCGGCGGUCGGCCUGUACUGGACAACAUUGCAGAGCUUCGAGAGAGCGCCGAACAGCUGCUCGAUUGCUCUCCACCACGAACGCCACCCCGAAGUCCUGCUCCUAGACGGCUGGUAAAGCCACCGGUGAACUCACACCUUCACAGAGCUGCCAGCAUCGCUCCUGGAAUGAAGGCGAAAAAAACAAUACUGCUCAUAAUGAGAGAAAUGAUACAGACCGAACGAGACUACGUGAAGUCCCUCGAAUACAUAAUAGAGAAUUAUAUUCCGGAGCUGGUGAGAGAGGACAUUCCUCAGGCGCUCAGGGGACAGCGCAACGUGAUCUUCGGCAACGUCGAGAAGAUAUACGAGUUCCAUGGUCAGCAUUUCUUACGGGAAUUGGAACAAUGUGAGCAGUCGCCAAUGAAUGUGGGGCAAUGCUUCCUUAGACACGAGAAGAAAUUCUAUCUUUACGCGUUGUACAACAAGAAACCAAAUUCGGAUUCCCUGAUGGCCGAGUACGGCACUGCGUUCUUUAAGCAAAAGCAGCUCGAGCUUGGUGACAAGAUGGACCUAGCUAGUUAUCUAUUGAAGCCAGUUCAACGAAUGGGAAAGUACGCACUGUUAUUGCAACAGCUGGUCAAAGCGGGCACUGAUCUCUCGGAACAAAUGUCCGGCAAAGACGACAAGGACGAGAAGGACGACGGUAUGAAGCCAAUAGUCGAGGGAGAAGCAGAACUGAGGGCAGCCGAACAGAUGGUACGAUUCCAGUUACGUCACGGAAACGACCUGUUGGCGAUGGAUUCACUGCGAGAUUGCGAUGUGAACGUGAAGGAACAAGGAAGACUACUUCGUCAAAACGAGUUCUUGGUAUGGCAGGGUAAAGGCAAAAAGUGCCUACGACAAGUUUUCUUGUUUGAAGACCUUAUCCUAUUUAGCAAAGCGAGAAGAUUCCCCGACAGGAAGAACCUCGAUAUCUACAUCUAUAAGCAUAGCAUCAAAACAACGGAUAUCGGGUUAACAGCCGUGAUCGCGGACUCACCUACAAAGUUCGAGAUUUGGUUCCGCAAGAGGAAACCAGGCGAUACGUACACAUUGCAGUGUGCAAGCGAAGAGAUUAAGAAAGCCUGGACGGAGGAACUGAGCAACCUUUUAUGGAAACAGGCGCUGCGAAACAGAGAAGUGCGCCUGGCGGAAAUGUCGAGCAUGGGCAUCGGAAAUAAACCUUGUUUGGACAUUAGGCCUAGCGCGGAUCAAAUUAAUGAUCGUUCUAUUAGUGUAGCUCAACUCUCGAAAACACCUAGAUUUAGAAACUCGAUAGCAGUAUCAAUGUCAGAGGAUUCGGGACGCUGCAGCAGAAGGCCGCACAGUGAUUCCGUGAGUUCAUCAUCGAGUAGCGGCGGAAGUAGCGGCCCUCCAACGACACUGAAUCUUGGUUUGGAUACAAGUCCUCGACCUCAUCAUCGCAGUACUACGCUCAAUAGCCAAUGUAGUGUUGAGAGUGGCAUAAUAGCUGAUAUUUCGAUCGUCUCGGAUGAUGGUGGCGAUGGAACUGAAAGAAGUCAUUGGAACUCUACUCUGGAAAGUCCCACCUACCAUUUGCCAACGACAUCGACACCUCUUCAAUCACCGACCAGCGCAACCGCGACAGCAACAGUUACCUCGGCUUCUUCGUCCGACACGAAUCUUACACCAUAUGAUCAAGACAUGUCUAUUAAUUUAUAAGUGUUACACCCUCUGAAAAAGAUGGCGUGACUCUGAUAUAGAAGAGUACAUAUAUAUAUAAUAUAUACGUGUUGUCGAUUCACUUGCAAGUUGUUUUAUAGUGAAUGCAGUGUGAUUCACCCGAAUUGCAUACAGUUUUCCAAUGGAAAGUGGCAACGUCUACGUAUAACUGAAUAGAGAGUAUUAGAGCGCGUAUUUUUCUUGGGCAAUCAUAGUUCGAUGAAUGACCAUGAGCUAUGAGUGAUGUGUAAAAUGGUGUGAACACACAGUCCAAUUAAAUUACUGUAUUACGCUUAUCACGUGAGUUCCGUAACAAGCGCCUCUUGCAAAAGAUUUAAAACGGAUCCUCCGUGUUACAAAGUUUGUAAAGAGGAACACACAUGCAUAUAUAUAUAUAUAUAUAUAUAUGCUCACACACAUUCACGGUAUACCUUUAUGUCCCAGACAGAAAGCUCAACUUUCAAGUGAAUUUAUCUUUUGAUACGCUUCGAAUUUCAUUGAUCUAUAAACGAUCGGAUAUAUAGUUAUCACGUCUGAAUUUUAUAAACCAUUGAUUUUUCAGAAGUAACGGCGACGUGUAUUUUCUUAUACUAUCUCCUCAAAUCCACCAACGUGCUCAAGAGAAAGAUCAUAAAUACAAAUGUGUUCCGACAGAAUCUAUAUGUGUAUAGCUGCAUGUUUCACAAUGUGCUGCAGUAUCGCAAACAGUAUGCACUGGUUGCCAUUAUUCUCAUAAACAUUGGCAUUCCUGAUUAAUCAGUGAUUGAGAAUAUUAUCUCGAAUUACCGACCAAUUUAUGUAUGGUACUUUUAUACUUUAUUUAUAUGUUUAGUGAAUAAAUAUUGAUAUUCCAUGUCCACAUUGUGUUCGCGCUUACUACUACGAAUUGAAGACGUAAUCGUUAAAUUACGUCAUAGUCGAGUAUACAAAGAUUUUUUUUUUUUUUUUUUUUUUUUUUUUUUUUUUUUAAUUUAUAACCUGAAGAUCGAUUGUUAUUUCAUAUCAUAUCAUUCUCUUCAGGAAUUCCAUUAAUAUCAAAAUCAUUGUUCGUCUUCUUGUCGAAUGCGUUUUCAACAAAAUGCGCGUCCGACAGAACACAUCCUUUCAGGAAUGUCAAAACAAUGCGCACACAUACAUACCACUUUGUAAUAUAAUGUAAUAUUAAAGGUUUAUACGAUAUAGCCACAAGUAAUAUAACCGAUAGUCUAAAUAUAUAUUAUUUCCAGAUUAUAUAUUAAAUAUAUAUAAUAUUAUAUUCUUUUUAUGUCAGUCAUUUGUAAAACCUUUUAUCACCUGUAGAUGUAAACCUAACUCUGGCCUGUACACAAAAGCCAAAUUCUAUCCUCUGUCUUUUUCUUUCUCUUUCUCUUUCUUAUUAUCUCUUUUUCUUUUUCUCUAUUUAGAAAAAAAGAGAAGCAAGCUACAUUUAAGUAAUAUUUCUUUUAUGAUUAUUAUUGUGUGGUCGUUUUAAAAAGUUUAGCUUAAGCUUAACUAUUAAGUUGCGUCCACACAAAAUAUGUUUUUCACGUUAGUUUCUUUCUAUCCAAGAAAUUUAUAAUUUUAACUGUGCAGGUUCGAUUAUGGUUCGUUGACUGAUAUUUUUUGGCAUAAAAUUGACAUAUAUCAUCGUAAUAUAUAUCGCAAUUUUCGUACGUAAUUCAAUUACAUAUGCGAUAAAAAGCUUUGCGUCUUGUUCCAAAUUAAAAAAUUCAAUCAAGAAUACACAAUCGCCUGUAUCGGUUUUGAUCAUAGUCAUGCGCUUAGUGAGCUCUAGCGACCGAAGAAAGUAAAAUCACAGCGCAUGUAGCAAUCAGUAAUUAUCCCGUUAUAUAAUUCUGUAUUGUUACUGCUUAAACAAGUCAGUCGAGAUCAAGCCAUUGUUAUUGCCAAGGUCUGCCAAGGUAUUUGAAUGAUAUCUUAUGGAUAAUGACCAAAUUCCGUUUAGUUCGUAUUUUGGGGUCGAUCGAAGAAUUUAAGGUAUAUUAGAAAAUGUAGUUGUAGAUUAUAGUUAGUUAAUGAAAAAAAAAAAAAAAAAAAA
Molecule: messenger RNA, 8762 nt
Organism: Apis florea (little honeybee)
Lineage: Eukaryota; Metazoa; Arthropoda; Insecta; Hymenoptera; Apidae
Product: puratrophin-1
Molecular function (GO): guanyl-nucleotide exchange factor activity
Source: RefSeq, a predicted model, not a curated record